Molecule: messenger RNA, 1941 nt
Organism: Ctenocephalides felis (cat flea)
Lineage: Eukaryota; Metazoa; Arthropoda; Insecta; Siphonaptera; Pulicidae
Product: serum response factor-binding protein 1-like
Exons: 4
Coding region: 145-1941 (598 amino acids)
Biological process (GO): maturation of SSU-rRNA
Cellular component (GO): 90S preribosome; nucleus
Source: RefSeq, a predicted model, not a curated record
UUUUGAGGUUAAAACUGAAAAUGUGAAAAUUAUAAAAUAAAUUUAUGUGAUUAACGUAUUUAUAAUUAAAUACAAACAGUUUAUUUUACUUACAAUAAUAUAUUAUAAAAUUCAUGACCACAAGUUACUAGCUAAAGUCUCAAUAUGAAUAAAGCUGAACUCAAUAAUGAGAUUGUCCUCAUGAGAAAAACAGUACGACAAGCAAAAGUUCAUAUUAUAAGAAAGCUUGUUCGAGAGAUUCGUAUAUUGAAAGAAAAGACAAAGCCCGAAGGUGGUGAUAAAUUUAAAGCCAAAGCUGAUAGACUUUAUGAGGAACUUACUAUUAUAAAGAAGUUGGACUGCGAUGUCAUAUCAAAGCACGCCUUAACCCUAACAGAAGACCCCAAAAAAAUCCUGUCGAAGGCGGAGUCCCUUCACGACAGGGCACUCAACAGAUUCGCAGUUCACAAAUCAGUCUGCGACAAGGUUAAAUCCAUCAGAGACAAAUACAACCUGGAGCAAAAUUUUGAGAAAGUUUUGGAACCGGGUAAAAAGAAACAGAGGAAGUUGAAACACAUCGAAGACAAGGCCAAAAAGAAGGAGAUUCGGAGGGAAAAUGCCAGGGCUAGAGAAUUGAGUGCUAAACGACAGGCUUGGCUGGAGGAAAAUAAGGAGGAUAAAGGACAGAUUAAGUUGGCUAAGGACAUAAACAAAGGUGGAGAUAAUUUUGAUGAUUCUGGUGAGUCAGACGAGGAUUUCUGUAUAGAACAUGACAGUAACAGUGAAUCUGAACCAGAAAGUACCAAAGACAAUCUGAAAUCUAAAACAAAACCAGAUAACCAAGACCAAGACCAAGAUGCUUUUAAAAACAGGGACAAACUGAAGUCUAAAACAAAACCAAAAGGUUCACUACCAGAUAACCAAAAAGUUUCCAAAAACAAAGGCACUAUGAAGUCUAAAACAAAACCCAAAAGUAAAUCAGCACAAUCACAGGACGACUCUGAAGACAUGGAACAAGAUGAAUCCUUUACGACUAAAACAAAACCAAAAAGUAAAUCUGAACUAUCCCAGGAUGACUCUGAAGAUAUGUCCCAGGAUGAACAAUCAUCUUACGAUGACAAUGAAGACAUGUCCCAAGAUGACCUCGAAGAAAAUGAGUCCUUUACCAAAACCAAGGAUGACUUCUUCAUCACAGAUUCUGAUGCUUUUAAAAACAGGGACAAACCAAAGUCUAAAACAAAACCAAAAGGUUCACCACCAGAUAACCAAAAAGUUUCCAAAAACAAAGGCGGUAUGAAGUCUAAAACAAAACCCAAAAAUCUACCUGAACAAUCACAGGACGACUCUGAGGACAUGGAACAAGAUGAAUCCUUUACGACUAAAACAAAACCAAAAAGUAAAUCUGAACUAUCGGACGACUCUGAAGAUAUGUCUCAGGAUGAACAAUCAUCUUACGAUGACAAUGAAGAUAUGUCCCAAGAUGACCUCGAAGAAAAUGAGUCCUUUACCAAAACCGUGGAUGACUUCUUUAUCACAGAUUCAGGAACCCAUUACGAAAGCACAUUUGUACCAAAACCAGUCAAAGAACAAAUUCAUAACGAUGGCCUAAAUAGGCAACAGAGACGUGCCCAACAAUUUGGCAAUGUGGUGAAGAAACGACCUGCAAAAUUCAGCAAAAAGGAUUCAUUUACUAAGCAGAAGGAUUCGAAAUUCAAUCACAAUAAAAUUGAGAAGAAUGAUUUUAAAUUUAAUAAGGACAAGAAACCUAAAUUUGAUAAGGUUGAUUUUAAGUCUAAGAACAAAAUGGAUAAGGUAGAGUCUAAAUUUAAUAAGUCUGUUAAUAAAAAGGCUGUUCCAGAAAUAAAACAAGAAGUGUCUUUGCAUCCUUCAUGGGAAGCUAAGAAGAAACUUAAACCGCAAAUUACUGCUUUCCAAGGCAAGAAAAUUGUAUUCGAUGAUUGA